Messenger RNA from Rhagoletis zephyria (snowberry fruit fly), 1112 nucleotides. RefSeq lists its product as uncharacterized. The record is from RefSeq and is a predicted model, not a curated record. Lineage: Eukaryota; Metazoa; Arthropoda; Insecta; Diptera; Tephritidae.
AUACUAACAAGUUUUAAGAGACUAUUUAAUGCAACUCAGGUCAAAAAAGCGCAGUUUGGACCAAAAUAAGCACCUAUAAAAAACAGAUGAUCGCAGCUGUGGCCCAGGAUGACGUCUAUUGCUAAGAUAUCUCACUUGUAUUUGUACACAAUAUAUUACGUUCACUCUCUUUACUCCUUAGGUACAUGUCAUCUAUGCGAGCAAUUAAAUGAAAAAUGCGACAAACUUUACGAAAAAUUAAGUGCGAUGGAAGAAAAAUCCAGACAGCAAUCUGAUAAGUUUAGCGAUAUUUUGGCUGAGCACAAAGUACUUCUCAUGGAAUUAACGCAUCAAAAUAAAGCAUUGCAAACAUUGAAAGGUAUUUUCCCUAUAAAAUCAACAGAGGAGCUGAAAAAUUUGGACGAACUAUUGGAAAUACAACCAGAAAUAUAUUUAAGUAAUUUAGAACAAGUCUUUUAUUGCUAUACACAAAGAAAAGAAAAAGAGUUUCCGUUAGCCAAAGGAUUCAUCUAAAGAAAAUGCAGUUCCAAACAUAAACGAAACAAUAUAAAUACACCCAUGCAUGUACAUAUGUAUGUAGUGCAAACACUAGAAGUCGAACUUAGCCAUAAUGAAUUUUCUUUUUUUAAUCCAGUUUUUUUUUUGUUGAAGUUUUAAACACUUCUUACAUUAUAUCUACAAAAAAACUGGGCGCACUAAAACGUUAUAAAACAAAAAUGUAUUUUUGCAAUUCAAAGAUGUUUUUGUAUAUGUACAUAGUACAUACAUAGUUAGUUUUGUUUAUUAUACGUAAAUUUGGGUUAAAAAAGCUGCGCUUGAUUCUGUGCGACCACUUUUCUUGUGCCCAUACUUUAUGUAAAUUCUUUGUAAUCCUGUAUACAUUUGUACGUGCAGUGGCUCACAGUCGAUAUGAGCCUGUGAUAUUUUUUACAGUAUUUACUACGUUUUUUUGCAAAGUCGUUUUCUUGAAUUAAAGCAACUGGCUUACUUGACUGUGAGCCACUGUAAGUUAAUGGAUAAAUUUUUUGCUACAUGUACCUACAGUUAGGCAAUAAAGUUUAGGUACAGAGAGUUUUUUGCAAUACGGUCAACUGUUUUUUAAAUAUUUUUUU